AAUAUAUAAUUUAGCUAUGUACAAUACCAAUAAUAUCAUAUACGUAAUAUCAUUAGAAUAUUUUUUUUUUAUUUAUGGACAAAUUAAAAUAUUCUUACAUCUAAAAAUUUACCACAUUAAUUUAGUUUAUGAACAACUUCACAACAAUGUCAUCUUCAUUUUAAAACACAGUCGUAACUCGAGGCCUACAACUUAGUUGUCCACUUCAUUAUUUACAAGAAUAUGUUUAUUUACGGCAUUAUUCAUCGAGUCCAGAACAGUGUUUUAUAAGCCCGCCUAAGUUUUAUGGGCCAUAAAGUGUUAUACUCUACGUUCGUUUGUACAGAGUAUCGCAUUGUAAAAGCAGGUGCCCUAUAAAAUGACAGUUAUUGCUUAGCACCUGAGAUAAACCUGUGUCAUUUAUGCCGUAAUAUAAUAUUUACAGCCCUGAUUUAAAAGUGAAGAAUAAUAAAUAACAUCAAGUAAUUGCAUAUACUGUUAUUGAUCCUAAUUAUUAUACAUAUAAAUAAAUACUUGUUUGAUAUGGCCAUGAAAGCUUGUCCUGUUAGAUUUUCUUUUGUUUCAAUGCUUGUUGUUCCCAUGCAUGUAACACAGGUCUAGUACUGAAUUAAAAACAUAUCAGUUUUAAAGUAUUCAUUACGUGACAUGAAAAAUGUUUACAAGUUGUCGCAAGGUUCCGUCCAAGGUGAAGAACGCUUUUAAAAUUUUAUAAAGACAUCAAAAUGCUUACGUAUGUUCAAUUAUGGUGUCAGAAAUGAUGUAUUAGUAUUUCCAUCCCAACUUGAAAGUAUUAUUACUCGCAUUCUUACUUCUGAAUUCAACUCGUUAGGUUUCUAACACGAGGCUACAAACUAAAAAUCAACUGACCAUCUCAACUUUCUGAAUGUCUGUGUAUAAAAAUAAUCUGUAUCCUCAAAUCAAAAACAUCCCUAAUGGAUUCGCAAAACAGAUCUCCGACAGACCAAAUAAUAAAAUCGUUUUCUUGGACGUUCCAUCUCCUCGUACAGAACAAUUAAAUCAUAUUACAACGAAUUCCAUCGUGCCUUUGCGUGAUAACUUAAUCUCUCCCCAAAUAAAUAGCGAUAUUAUAUAUGAGAAUAUCAAACCUGUUUUUACGUUGCUGAGGAUUAUGGGCGUCCUUCCAUUAACCAGGACUUCACCAGGACAUAAUCAAUUCAAAAUGCUAUCCCCAUCUAUGGUGUAUUCAAUUUUUUGCUUCCUAGGCCUCGUUAGCUAUGUGAUGUAUCUUUCUUUGCACAAAGUACAAAUAUUAAGAACAACUGAAGGUAAAUUUGAAGAGGCUGUGAUCGAGUAUCUUUUCACUGUUUAUCUAUUUCCAAUGAUGGUCGUGCCGAUAAUCUGGUAUGAAACGAGGAAGAUUGCUAAUAUUUUAAACGGAUGGGUGGAUUUUGAGGUAUGCUAUAAAAAGUUAUCGAGCCGCGUUCUUCCUAUAAAAAUGUACAAAAAAGCUCUGACAAUGGCUGUGGUUAUCCCAAUUUUGUCGACAAGCUCAGUCAUAAUCACCCACAUCACAAUGGUUGAUUUCAAAGUUAUGCAGAUAUUACCAUAUGUAUUUUUAGAAAUAUUAACUUAUCUACUGGGAGGUUAUUGGUAUCUGCUGUGUGAAACUUUAAGCUUUUGCGCUGGAAUAUUAGCCGAAGAUUUUCAUCAGGCCCUACGUCACGUUGGUCCAGCAGGAAAAGUCGCUGAAUAUCGCGCCCUCUGGUUACGCCUAAGUAAACUAGCCCAAGACACAGGUCUAGCUAACUGCUAUACGUUCACGUUCGUCAAUCUUUAUCUUUUCCUCAUCAUCACUUUAUCCAUAUACGGCCUUCUCAGCCAGAUCUCUGAAGGCUUCGGAAUUAAGGACAUUGGAUUGUUUGUAACGGCUUGUUGCAGUAUUUUCUUGUUAUUUUUUAUUUGCGACGAAGCACAUUAUGCAUCUCUUAAUGUACGCACAAAUUUUCAAAAGAAACUGCUAAUGGUGGAACUAUCCUGGAUGAACACGGACGCACAGACGGAAGUAAACAUGUUCCUGCGCGCCACCGAGAUGAAUCCCUCCCAGAUCAGCCUGGGCGGCUUCUUUGAUGUAAACAGAAACCUUUUCAAAUCAUUAUUGGCCACGAUGGUAACGUACCUCGUUGUUCUGCUGCAAUUCCAAAUCAGCAUACCAGAUAAUACCCAAGAUACUUAUGAAGAUGAAAAGCUGAUCACCAACGACACAAUUGCUACCGACGCCACCAAAAUUACUACAACUCUUGCUACAACUGUUUUAACAACAUUGGCUAAAAAGAAAAAGAAAAACUAACAAUAUGGAUUCAAUUUCAAUCUAAUGUUAUGAUAUGUGUAAUUAAAUAUACCUUAGUAAAAAAACACGACUACAAAGUAAAACUUUAAGUUUAGAAAUAAAGUGCGUAAACACUCUUCUAUGUAGGUAAAUUUAAUAGAUAAAAAAUAUGAUUAUCAUGUAGAACCUUACUAGGUUAAUAUUAAGAAAAAAUUUAAAUUACGUAAUCAAUUAAAGAAGGUACCUAAUUAAUGGAAUCUUAACUUUAUGUGUAAUAAAUUUAAACCUCUAUCCAAAACUCUAUGGUUUUUAACUUUGAAAUAUCAUAAAAUACUAUUGUGUUAUAACUUUUACUGUGUAAGCCACAAGUUUAUAAGAUUAUAGAUUUUUAAAUCAGACUAAGAAAACUACGAGGCGUAUACAUGUAUGUCAAUAGCAUAAUUUUCAAGAAUACUCAAACAUUAUUGAAAAAGUUCUCUUUUUAUGAAUUCUCAACCUUUGAAAAU
Molecule: messenger RNA, 2793 nt
Organism: Danaus plexippus (monarch butterfly)
Lineage: Eukaryota; Metazoa; Arthropoda; Insecta; Lepidoptera; Nymphalidae
Gene: Gr63a
Product: gustatory and odorant receptor 24
Exons: 5
Coding region: 884-2308 (474 amino acids)
Biological process (GO): sensory perception of taste
Cellular component (GO): neuronal cell body; membrane; axon
Molecular function (GO): sweet taste receptor activity
Source: RefSeq, a predicted model, not a curated record